This is a messenger RNA of Ficedula albicollis (Collared flycatcher), 1509 nucleotides long. It is a transcript of the gene ANKRD16, whose product is annotated as ankyrin repeat domain 16. Gene Ontology annotation, molecular function: protein binding. Lineage: Eukaryota; Metazoa; Chordata; Aves; Passeriformes; Muscicapidae. The transcript is spliced from 6 exons. Bases 110 to 1273 code for a protein of 387 amino acids. The record is from RefSeq and is a predicted model, not a curated record.
GCUUCUCCUGAAGGAAAACCUCAUUCCUACUUAUCCCAGCCCCCCAAACCAACCAGGAUAUUCCCCCAAAUCCUGAUUUUUUGGCUUCUUUCCCCUCAGGCCGGGCUCCAUGGCGGAGCAGGAGAGGCCACGGCGGCUCCUGAGGCUGGUCCAGGAGGGAAACCUGGAUCUCCUGCGGGAUGAGCUGAGGCUGGAUGAGAUUCCAGAGGCUCCCUGCUGGCGCUGGGGACGUUUGGGAGACUCCCUGCUGCACCAUGCAGCUCGCUCAGGACACCAGGAUGUGCUGGAAUUCCUGGUGCAGGAGCUGGGCAUGGACAUGGAGGUGGCCAAUGGGGACUACAAGAGGCCCAUCCAUGAAGCUGCUUCCAUGGGACACCAGAAAUGUGUGGCCUUCCUGCUGGAGAGAGGGGCGAGCGUGGACUGCUUGAAAAAAGGUGACUGGACUCCCCUGAUGAUGGCGUGCACCAGGAAAAACUUGGAAGUGAUCAAAACUCUGGUGGAGCACGGAGCCAACCCCUUGUUGAGGAAUAAGGAUGGCUGGAAUUGUUUCCACAUUGCCAGCAGGGAAGGACAUCCUGAGGUGCUCCAGUACCUCCUGGAUGUGUCCCCAAACUGCUGGGACACAGAGAGCACCACUGGGAGGACUCCUCUGCACACAGCAGCAAUGCACGGCUGUUCCCAGGUUGUGGAGCUGCUCCUGGAACGGUGCCAGUACAAAGCUGACAGCAGGGACAGCUGUGGGGUCACUCCCUUCAUGGAUGCUCUCCAGAAUGGGCACAUUGGAAUUGCCCAGCUGCUCCUGGAGAAACACCAGGCCUGUCCCACAGCUGUGGAUGCCCUGGGUGCUCAGGCCUUGCACAGGGCAGCUGUGACAGCCCAGGAUGGCUCCAUCCACUUCCUGGUGUCCCAGCUGGGCGUGGAUGUCAAUGGGAGAGCGACGUCCCUGCAGCUGCCAGCCCUGCACUAUGCAGCCAAGGAAGGACAUGGACACACCAUCCAGACCCUGCUGUCCCUCGGUGCUGACAUCCAGGCUAAGGAUGGGAAGGGACGUUCUGGUGAGAAUUCCAAACUUUUUCCAAACUUUUCUGUGACACCAAGAGCUUCCAUGAGCACAUCCCAACCUCAGAUGCCAAAUCCAUGGAUGUAUUUUCUCUGGGAGCAACAUGAUGGAUCAUCCCAGAGGCUUUUUGGGCAUUUUGCAUUGCCUGGCUUUCAGUUUGCUGGAAUUUCUGCUGCGCCUUUUCCCUUGAGGGAAGAAAUUGGGAAUUCCUAGGUUAUUUUUCACCUGAGGAGUUCCAGUGCUGCCUCCUCCGUCUCUAUUUUGCCUGGAAUGAUCCUGUUGAAAGCAAGUUGGAUGGACAAACCAUGAUUGAGCUCUCCAGCCUCAAUUCUUUAGCAAACAGCCUGGAAAUGGCUGAUGAGCAAAUAACACCAGAGAGCUGGCUGGAAAUAGAGUUGCUAUAGUGAUGCUGGAGAGUCGGCAUUCCCAGUGGGAAAGGCUCAGGCAGC